This is a messenger RNA of Ananas comosus (pineapple), 2138 nucleotides long. RefSeq lists its product as uncharacterized. The transcript has 2 exons. NCBI's taxonomy places the organism in Eukaryota, Viridiplantae, Streptophyta, Magnoliopsida, Poales, Bromeliaceae. The record is from RefSeq and is a predicted model, not a curated record. The annotation marks the transcript as partial.
AUGGGUUCACUCCUUCCAAUUGAUGGUCAACAACCAAAAUUUGCUCAGUUAUACAUUUAUGAUACUGAAAAUGAAAUUGACAACAGAUUGAAGGCUAUUAAUGCUGUUGAUGAACUGCAAAAUAUUGAUAGAAAUAUUGUUCAUUCUCUUAUAGAAAUGUUUGAUUCAGAAAAUGAGAUUGUGAAAGCAUUUAGAAUGGCAAGAGAUCGUUUCAGAAAAAGUGAUUGUCUCCCUAUUCGCUUGAGAUUAAUUGGUAGCCGUAUGGAAAAUACAUCCCAGUAUAAUCCUCCAUCAUGUUCAGAAAUUGCUGGGUUAAUAGUUGGUGAUAUAGGUUCUGCUGAUCGUCAUCGAGAUAUUGUGGUUGAGCAUAAAACACAAGGUUUGAAACGUAUUAGUGAUUUACAUCCUUCGUUUAUGGCCAUGCAAUAUCCUAUUUUAUUUCCAUAUGAUGAAGAUGGGUUCAGAAUAGAUAUAAAAUAUUAUGGAACGGCAGGCAAAAAAGUGGGUACUAGAAAGUGCGCCACUAUGCGUGAAUUUUAUGCCUAUAGAAUUCAAAACAGAAUAGCUGAAGGUAGGACUCUAAUUAGCGGAGGUAAAUUAUUUCAACAAUACUUAGUUGAUGCUUUCUCAUGUGUUGAGGAAGAGCGACUUGAUUAUAUUAGAAGAAAUCAAUCAGAUUUACGAGCUGAAGUUUAUAAAGGUAUAAAGGAUGCAAUUGUUGCAGGUGAUGUUGAUGGUAAUGCUAUUGGUAAAAAGAUUAUUUUACCAUCUAGCUUCACUGCAGGUCCACGUUAUAUGAUGCAAAACUAUCAAGAUGCUAUUGCCAUUUGUAGACAUUGUGGACAUCCUGAUCUAUUCAUCACAUUUACUUGCAAUACGCAGUGGUUGGAAAUUGAAAAUGCUUUACGAUUUAUUUCUGGACAAAAAGCCAAAGAUCGACCGGAUAUUGUUAGUAGAGUUUUCAAAAUGAAAGUUGAGGCAUUAAUGGCAGAUAUUAAAAGCGGAGUCUAUUUUGGCAAAGUUGUAGCUGAUUUAUAUACUAUUGAAUUCCAGAAAAGAGGACUUCCUCAUGUGCAUAUCUUAGUAUGGCUAGAUGCAAGUCACAAGUCACCAAGCAGUACAGAGAUAGAUUCUAUUAUUUCUGCUGAAAUACCGGAUAAAACUAUUGAUCAUGUUGGAUACGAAGCUGUUUCAAAAUUUAUGGUUCAUGGCCCAUGUGGCUUGGCAAACUCAAAAGCACCGUGUAUGGCUAAAGGACGAUGUUCGAAAUAUUUUCCGAAAGAAUUCAAAACUGAAACAAUGAUGGAUGAAAAUGGAUUUGCUAUUUACAGAAGAAGAAAUAAUGGUAGAAAAGUUACAAAAAAUAACAUUGAUCUUGACAAUAGAUUUGUUGUACCACACAACCUUAGACUGUUGAUCAAGUAUCAAGCCCAUAUGAAUAUUGAGUGGUGUAGUAAGACGAGACUUAUUAAAUAUUUAUUUAAAUACAUCAAUAAAGGUCCAGAUAGAACCAGAGCUGUGAUUGAAGAUAAUUACUCACCUGGUGGUACGGAUUCAGUUGAUCAGUAUAAACAAGUUGAUGAAAUUAAGCAAUACUUAGACUGCAGAUAUUUAUCAGCAUAUGAAUCUGUUUGGAGACUAUUUCAGUUUGAUAUACACAGUAGAGAGCCUACAGUUGAGCGCUUAACUGUUCAUAUGCCACUGAUGAAUAAUAUAAUAUACCACGAGAGUCAAAGCUUAUCUGAUGUUGUAAAUAGAUUUAAUAUUGAAAAAACAAUGUUUACUGAAUGGAUAAUGACCAAUUCCAUGUAUGAUGAUGCACGUGAAUUAACAUAUGCAGAAUUUCCAACUAAAUGGGUUUGGCAUCAAGAUGAUAAAAUUUGGACAAGACGCAAAAGAGGAAAUCGUAUAGGAAGAAUUGUUUAUAUUCAUCCAAACUCUGGUGAACUGUAUUUUCUAAGAAUGCUCUUAAAUAAAGUUAAAGGAGCAAGAAAUUAUACCGAGAUUAAAACUGUGGAUGGUGUUGUACAUGGAACAUUUCGUGCUGCAUGUGAUGCUAUUGGUUUGCUUGGUGAUGACUUAGAAUGGCGGAAUGCAUUAGAAGAAGCAAAUUAUUGGUCAUCUGCUUCUAACCUGAG